GCAUUAACUUUAUAAUAAAGACUGCAUUCCUGCAUCGGGAAGGUCAAAGGUUUUGCAGUAAAAGAGGUCUGAAAGGAGAGAGAGAUUCAAAAUAUGCAGGUAAUAGCCUCUUCCUUACUGUUGCUCUCCAUCAUUGUUGGGUCACACGCACGGCUUCAACGUAAUUCAAAAAGAGAAACCAAAGAUGAACGAAAAAAAGUGAAUACUCUUUUUGAGGACUUAGCAGAAGCUGAGAAUCCUAUCAAAUUACGCAGUAUCUGCGAUGUUAACUAUGUGAAAGUCGGAUGCUUCAAAGAAGACACCAGCGACAGAGCGCUUUCACAGGAACUUUUCCAAGACAGGAUACCAAGCGAGCCAAAUUACAGUGGACAAGAGGUGAACUGGGGCGACUACAGUACAUACCUCAAAAGUCUGGCAUGCCGCUGCGCCAAAAGCAGUGCCCAGAACGGUUCUACUUACUUUGGUCUCCAAGACUACGGACGAUGCUUCAGUGAUCCACAUGCCUCUACAAGUUACAGCACGCAUGGAGACUCGAGCAGUUGCUCUAAUCAAUACCACCAGCCGUGUGAUGACAAUGCUUACGGGCAGUGCGUAGGGAAAAACCAACAAGAGAAUUACAUAUACAAAAUCAUGGAUGAUGGCAGUGGUAAUGGCGAGAUUGAUUACGGCAACGCAUACGACCAAGUGGACCUUAAAGACUUGAAUACUUACAAUUAGCCAAAUCCUGAUGGUAGAUAAACCCUCUUAAUUACAUUGUUAUCCUCCUUUUGUUCUUAGCCAGGCAUCGAGCUAUUUGCAUUCUGGAAUGUUCUUUUUUUUCAUUUACACUGGUGUUGACGAAUGACUUUUAAGAUCAUUCAAUCAUCUCUUUGCUGUGUAAGGAUGUUUAAAUAAAC
Molecule: messenger RNA, 896 nt
Organism: Pocillopora verrucosa
Lineage: Eukaryota; Metazoa; Cnidaria; Anthozoa; Scleractinia; Pocilloporidae
Source: RefSeq, a predicted model, not a curated record